This is a messenger RNA of Rubroshorea leprosula, 1561 nucleotides long. Lineage: Eukaryota; Viridiplantae; Streptophyta; Magnoliopsida; Malvales; Dipterocarpaceae. The record is from the annotation of a GenBank genome assembly.
GUAAGCGCCACCACAUCCUUCUCCAACAGCAUCAGAUUCAUUGACCUCCCCCAGCCUCCUAAAGAUGAGCUCGCGAACAUCCCACCCGCCAACUUCUUCAUUACUUACAUCGAGAGUCAUAAGCCCCUAGUCAAAGAAGCCGUUCUCACACGUUCCGAUGAAUCAGUACUUACCGGCUUCGUUGUCGACAUGUUCUGCACGUCGAUGAUGGAUUUGGCUACCGAACUCGGCGUGCCUAGUUACGUGUUCUUCACCUCAAAUGUCGCUUUUCUUGGUCUCUUGUUCUAUUUGCAGACUCUGCAGGACGAGCAAAACAUGGACGUUUCCGAGCUCAACGGCUCGGAUUCUGAGUUGCCCUUCCCUGGUUUCGUCAACCCACUUCCGGCCAAGGCCUUGCCUACUUUUGUCAUACAUAGAGACUUGAUUCCCGAUGUCCGCAAGAUGGCCAGGAGAUUUAGAGAGAGCAAGGGUAUCAUGGUAAAUUCCUUCGUGGAGAUUGAACCACACGCGCUCAAAUCCCUCUCUCAUGCUGAGAAUAUUCCACCGAUUUUUCCUGUGGGACCCAUAUUGAAUCUGAAAGGCGACGGCCAUGAUCAGUCCUGUUCGGGUGAGUUCGAUGUCAUGCAAUGGCUUGACGAUCAACCUCCAUCAUCAGUUGCAUUCCUAUGCUUCGGGAGCAUGGGAAGCUUUGGUGAAGAUCAGGUGCAAGAGAUCGCAUGUGCAUUGGAACAGAGCGGACAUCGAUUCUUAUGGUCCUUACGCAAACCCCAACCGAAGGGCACCAUAUCAUCACCAACCGAUUAUUCAAAUUUGGAGGAGGUUUUGCCAGAAGGGUUUUUAGAUCGAACGGUUGAGAUUGGAAAGGUGAUUGGAUGGGCCCCACAAGUGAGUGUUCUGGCCCACCCUGCAAUCGGAGGAUUUGUAUCGCAUUGCGGUUGGAAUUCUACUCUUGAGAGCAUAUGGUUUGGUGUUCCAAUUGCGGCGUGGCCACUAUUUUCAGAACAACAAUUCAAUGCAUUCCAAUUGGUUAAGGAGUUAGGAUUAGCAGUGGAGAUUAAGAUGGAUUACAACAGGGAUUUUAGGUUAGAGAUUGAACCACCAAUCGUGACUGCAGAAGAGAUAAAGAGAGGGAUGGUAGGACUAAUGGAGCCAGAAAGUGAUGUGAGGAAGAUGGUGAAGGUGAUGAGUGAAAAGAGUAGAAAAGCCUCAGUCAAAGGAGGCGGUUCUUCGUACUCCUCGCUCCAAGAUUUCAUUAGUCAUGUUCUUGGUAACAUGCCAUGAAUUGAUGAUGCUAAUUGAUUGAGGGCAAUUUGAAAGAAGGAGAAAUGAGAUCCAUGAAAUUUGAAGACAUAAUUCACUGAAAAUGAUUUCUAUUAAAUCAAAGAUUUUGGCCAUUAGACUGGUACGCAAGAAUUUUGUUCGGAAAGAAGUUUAAGAGAAGGGAAAUGGAGAGAUCGUGGAAGAGAGCACAUGCUAUGAUGUCUAUCAUUUUCUUCUUGUUUCUUUGAAAGCUAAAUAAAGGGCCGUUUCUUUGAAAGCUAAAUAAAGGGUCAUUUCUUUA